GAGUGGAGACUCCUAGAGAGACCUGGGAUUGGGACAGGAACCGAUUCUUCCACCUCUUUGGACCACCUCCCCCAAUCCGGAAAGGAGUAUUUGCAUUUACUAUCUUGAAUUUCCGCUUCUCCCCCACCACUAUUGAUUUAUCUGCGGUAUAUCAGCCCCAUCCAGCGACCUGCAGCAUUGCAGAAUGUAAUACUGUAGAGAGAGAAACCCAUUGGUUAUACAGGACUUCAUAGCUGCACCAAAGCUCAGACCUUGGACCUGGUGAUAUUCAUAGAAGCAUCCUUAGAGAACAGAGCAAAAAUGGAAAACUCACCUGGAUGCAGACCACUUAGAGAUCAUGAGGUUGGAAGCGGUGGAAGAUUCUGGGAAAGAUCCUUGCAGAAGAUCCCAGGAGAGGACAUUACCACUUUGGAUGCACAGCGCCUGCACUUCAGACAGUUUUGCUACCAGGCGGCUGAAGGGCCCCGGGAGGUUUGCAGUCGACUCCACAGCCUUUGCCAUCAGUGGCUGAAGCCAGAGAGACACACAAAAGCUCAGAUCCUGGACCUGGUGAUCCUGGAGCAGUUCCUGAGCAUCCUGCCCCCAGAGAUGGAGAGCUGGGUGAGAGAAUGUGGGGCAGAGACCAGUUCCCAGGCAGUGGCCUUGGCAGAAGGUUUCCUCCUGAGCCAGGCAGAGGACAAGAAGCAGACACAGCAGCAGGGGCAGAGGCUGUCAACAGCAGAUACAGAUUUCUCUGGGGCAGAGAAGGCUCCGUCAGACACCAGACACCAGACAGAAGGCUCCAUCAGACACCAGCGUUUUCUGUUUAGGUGGAUUGUGCAAGAGGGCGACACAAGGGUCACCUUGAUGGGUGGCGAAAUCCCACUGGCUCUUCAGUCCAGGCCUUCUCUUCUUUGUGGUGGAGCAGACACAGCCUCUGUGCAAUUGGACCAGAAAUGAUGCCGGAACUUUCUUCGUGAAAGCAC
Hemicordylus capensis (graceful crag lizard) is the source of this 965-nucleotide messenger RNA. Its product is annotated as zinc finger and SCAN domain-containing protein 31-like. Bases 301 to 939 code for a protein of 212 amino acids. The transcript has 5 exons. NCBI's taxonomy places the organism in Eukaryota, Metazoa, Chordata, Lepidosauria, Squamata, Cordylidae. The record is from RefSeq and is a predicted model, not a curated record.